GAAUAUGUGUUUCUCGAAUGUUUUUUGCAGACCAUAGGCAAACUGCAGCCGAACAAUCUACCCUUCCCCUACACAAGUGUUGUUGAUUUCGAAGCGGUUGUUUCGCAACCGAUCGGCAAGGAAUGGAAUCCUGUCAGUGUUAGUAUGGAUCUCUGCAAACCAGCUGUGGUUACUCAGGGUGGCCGAUCGAUACAACCGAUAAAAAAGGAUGAGGUUUUAGCUGGAAAGCUCGCGUUAGAUGAAGAAUAGAUAAUUGUUAUUGUUGCUUGUUGUUGAUUGUUGAUGUGAUUGUUGUUAUCAAGCUGCAAAAUAUAAAUAGAG
Cylicocyclus nassatus is the source of this 321-nucleotide messenger RNA. NCBI's taxonomy places the organism in Eukaryota, Metazoa, Nematoda, Chromadorea, Rhabditida, Strongylidae. The record is from the annotation of a GenBank genome assembly.